UUUCAACAACAUAUGAACAGAAACAUAGCAUUUUUAAAAGUUGAAAUAAGGAACAUUCAAAACAACCAGUUGGUUAUUUUGGAGCGACUAGAUUCAAUCCAAUCUCAUUUAGAAGAUCAACCACUUAUUGAUAAAACAAAUUCAUCUAUAAAUGAGUUGGCUAAUUAUCAAUUUCCUAUUGACAAUGUAGUAGACCUUUAUACAUUUGAGGAUAAUAUAAGUGGGGACCAACAGUUCAGAACUCAUUUGGUGAAAGAAUUGUCAUAUAUCGGAGGAAAGCACACAAAAGCCAUGGUAAAAAGAAUAAUGUCAAAAUUAUUCAAAGAUGAAUUAUUACAAAAUUAUUCAUUCACUGGAAAGAAAGGAAAAACCCCAUUUUCUUCAUUGGCGAUUUGUUCGGUAAUAUUUGAAGCUGUGAAAAAACAAGUAAAAUUUAAAAAUGUACCACAAAAUGAAAUUGAGGAAACUAUCAAAUAUAUUUUGGCUCAAGCUCCAUUCAACCUAAAACGUUUAACUAAUAAAACAAACAAACAGUCUUCUAUCUCAGCUCUGCAGUCUACAACAUAA
Molecule: messenger RNA, 567 nt
Organism: Myzus persicae (green peach aphid)
Lineage: Eukaryota; Metazoa; Arthropoda; Insecta; Hemiptera; Aphididae
Exons: 3
Coding region: 13-567 (184 amino acids)
Source: RefSeq, a predicted model, not a curated record